This is a messenger RNA of Lachancea nothofagi CBS 11611, 2718 nucleotides long. NCBI's taxonomy places the organism in Eukaryota, Fungi, Ascomycota, Saccharomycetes, Saccharomycetales, Saccharomycetaceae. The record is from the annotation of a GenBank genome assembly.
AUGGAAGGUUUGCUAGAACCGCUACCGCUGAAAUUCAGGAAAAGAGUGCCAAAAGCGUGCGACCAUUGUCGCAAACGGAAGAUCAAGUGCGGCGCUGUCAACACGGCUACUGGCCUGUGCGACAACUGCACAAAAUUCAAUGUUGCUUGCACGUUCAAACACCACGACGAGCUUGAGAGACACCGGCAAAACUCCGAGAUGGAAAGGCUGCGAGUUGGGAGUGGAGUCAAGAAACCGCACACGAAAACGAACGACAGCGGCUCGGGAUACGAGGCGCAGGUGAUAGAAUCCACAGCUUCUACAGGGCUGCAGUCCAAAUCGCUGUUGCUGGAAAGGAAAUUGGAGUCGCUCGAGACGCAGCUGGCAAGUCUCAUCGCGAUGAUGUCGAGCCAGCCACAGCAGCAAACAGCGCAGAAGCGCGAUUCAGAGCUGCAACAGCGAAAACAAGAGCUGCAACCUUAUUUUAGUGGACGGAUGCAUACGCCUGACGUUUCCCCACGUCCCAAGCAAAAACGCUACACCACGUCACUCCUGACCAAGCGUCGCAUUGCGUGGCUUCGGAAGAAAGCUCGCUCGUGUUGUGGUCACGAUAACAACGCUAAUGAUAGAGCUCGAACUGAAGUGGAUAUGCCCGCGCCUAUGACUUUUUCGCCCUUGAUGGACGUUUUCGUAACUUCGUCCAAAUGGUACGUCGCUGAGGUCAAAAAAAUCAUCGAUUUUUCAAACCCGUUUGUACCGCUGCACAGCCCGCAAAUGUAUCCGCUGCCCCCGCAGCAUGAAAUUAUGGAUGGUCUGAAAGCUUACAAUACUCAAAUCUUCACCGGUGGCUAUACCAUAGUUCGGGGGUCGGAACUCUUGAACCUGUUUGAAAAACACUUUGCGGGCGAGAAACUCUCUUAUUCUGAACUUUUGCUACUUGACAUUUCUGUGUGUAUCAGCACGGCUUACGAUUUCACGUCGACAGACGACUAUUUUCUAAAAGAGGGAACUGCCGAGCUUCUCACGCGCGAGAGCCACAUGCUCCUCAAUUCCAUGUAUCAGUACCACAAGGUAUCACUACUCAGCGAGGGCUUUAGAUCAGUGCAGGCGCUUCUCUUGCUAUACCAGUACGUGCAUUCCAAAGUCAGCGCAGACGUUGCCUACAAUAUCUUUUGCGUAGCCCAAAGGUAUGCACAAGACAUUGGUCUGCACAAACGCGAAACCUAUCAUGGUUUGAAUUUCCAAGACGCAUGCCAAAGGCUUAAAAUUUGGUUUCUGUGCGUCUCCAUCGACGCUCAGCUGUCUUUGGCGUUUGGUCGGCCACAGCUCAUUAAUUUUGCCGAAAUUGACCUUUUUACACAAGAGUUCUACACAGACUUCAUCAAAACUCAUCAGUUAUUACCACAGACAGAAUUUGUUUCUGACAGCGUCGGAGAAACUAAUAGCGUUGACCAGUCGAUGUCAAUAUUUCUUAACGGCCCAGAUACGGUACUAAUCGCGGCAUCUCACUAUGGAAUGGAGCUGAACCGUAUAUCUACCAGAAUCUACAAGUCACUCCUCGCUAGUGAUGCUAUGGCCGAAGGUACAUUUGAUCAGGUACUAGAACGAGCUGUUAAUCUCAUAAAUGAUCUAAAAGAAUGGGAAACUUCGCUUCCAGCGGCUUUGUCACUGAACAAUUACGAGGAGCACAUUAGAAGCCUUAAAAAUUCUUCGAACGAACAACUUUCAAAAGUCAACAUCGAACUUCUUUCAACUAGCGUCCUGUACAUCCACUUUGAGCGCUUGUAUUUAUUAAUUUUGGUCUGUCAUAUGGUAUGCGCUUUCGUCGUCGAUAAUGAAGAAAUUCACUCUCAAUCCCGCUACAACACGGUUCUUAUCAAAAGUAACUUGCUUAAGGACAUGCGUGCUGCUGGCAUGCAAGUCAUCAUGCUAUGGCCCAGAGUGAAAUGUGUACCGCAUAUGUUGCACAGGCUGUUUUACGUCUUCAGCGUAGGUGCUUACAUCUUACUUUUCACAUCGAUCGGUUUCGCUCAUCAGGAAGAAAGCGCAGAGUACAUCAGCGCUCUUUGUACCACUUACGAAUAUCUCCUUCAGGCUGGAGACAUUAAAGUGUUAAAGGACAAUAUUAAAUGGAACGUUUCAAUGUUCAUUUACACAUUUUUACUAACGUUGGCAAUCAAGUGUUUCCAAUCUUGCAACCCAUUGGAAGCGAAGUACAAAUUCGACGAUACUGCUUUGACGGAGAAACUCGGAUAUUGGAUGACGCGAUGUGAACUGAACAAGAACAUUGCAGUAGACCAAUUACGGGAGCAUAUAAAUAUUUUUGCUCCCUCUGUUGAUCUUGUUACGGAAGGAUCCGAAGGCUGUAUGAUCCCACCUGGUAGCACCGGCGCCGACGUCGAGCUACCUAGAGUACUGCAUCUCUUCAGUGAGAUUGAUGUGAAUGACUUAAAUUGUCUUCUAUCUUCGCUCCCAAUUCAGAUAACAUCGUUCGACAAGAUGUGCGGUGGGUUGCAGAGUGUUGAGAGUAACCCAACACCGGCUACUUUCGCUCAGCCUUCGCCCGGUGUGGACGUCAACCUAGUCCCUGGUUUAGAACAAAAUUUUAGUAUGGAUUUCGGACCCGGUGAUGAGACGCAAGAGCUUGUCCCACCUGAACUUGGGGACCAGUCGGAGUUUGAGCAGAUUUUGGACAAUAUGGUUUUUGAGAGAGAUUUCAUUUUCCCGGCCAUGAUGUGA